AUGGAGUUUCCGCAUGAUGGCGAGUCUAUCUACUAUCGAUACCAAGCUACGUAUGUCCGUAACUGGGCGGGAGAUUUGAUAUAUUGCACGGGACCGGAGACAACCCGAAUCCAGGAGACUUGGAACUCGAUCAGUGCUUGCUUAGGGACUCGGGAUAUUUCAUCCACAAACCAACCCCAAUUCCACCAUGUCAAGUUAGAUGGGGAUUUUCAGGGCUGGGAAUUACAUGAGUUUCGCCGGACUUCGACGACAGUCUCUACCGGAAUUAUCCUCAGCGAUGUGGUUGAUCAUCCAAGCACCAAGCGAGACUUCGAGACAUUCUUCUGUCAACUGCUUCUACGUGAAGCUAACCUCGCAGUCACUCAUCAGCGAGUGAAUAUAAGCCCAUUAACUUCGAGUCGAUACGACGAGGCUACAGAAGAGAUCGUGUCUCUCUUCGACAGGUUCCUUCGGUAUCAGGGCGAAAAUGAUAAGUGGAUCGAAUCUGGACGAACUUACUUUGCGGAGCGCGUUCGUCACUUCACUUCCCAGGGAAGACGAAUUGAGCUUUGCUUGCCUGCUUUCCCGUGCAAGUCGUCGAAUUUAGACAAAGUCACGGGAAAAGACCCUGAUCGUGGAGAACUUCUUGCCUUGGAACGUCUACACAGCUUCAUAGAGGCUGUCGAGAAGAUAUAUGAUGUAGGCGCAAAGCUCUGGAUCAUUAGCGAUGGGCAUGUCUUCAGUGACUGCAUCGGUGUUGACGACGAAGAUGUGGAUUCGUAUGGUCUGAAGCUAAUCAAAAUGAACCGCGCAAUUGGACUUCGAAGAGGGAACACGGAUCGGGUAGGCUUUAAAUCUCUAGUCGAUCUCUUCGAGCUAGAGAGAUACAAGCACAAACAAUCGAAACUUUCCCAGCUCGACAUACCCACUAUUAACCACUACGUCGAAACACGUGUGACUACGGAAGCGGAACUUUGCCGACGUAUCCUCAUGGCCGGGUGUCAAUCCCAGAGGUCUGGGCUCCGAGCUCGGAUUGAGUCGCAAGACCCUGCUAUUCUGGCUUUAUAUCGCGGCUUUUCGCGGUUUAUGCUUGAGGAUCUAGAACACCAUCCAUUUACGCGAACUAUGAGCCGCUCGAAACAGAAGAAACUUUCCGCUAAAGUGGCUUUUGAGAUGAUCAUGAGGAAUCAGGCGUAUUCCAACCUCGUGGAACUGCUCUUCCCAAACCAUAUUCGGUUAUCGAUCCACGCACACAACAAUGCUGGACCCAAAUUCGGCAUCCAGCUAUUCGACCCAGCAGUCGUUCGAGCCGUUGAGACGCUCUCACCUAACAGCAACCCCAUGACCUCCCGUGACCUGCUACAUAUCCCUACCCCAUGGCAUAACUCGGUAGUAAAGGUCGUUGGUAGCAAGAUACUAUGCGUUACGAAAGCCAAAGUGGUACGAGAUGCUCUAGCCGAUGGUGGAAUGACGGGAAGCCUAUUGGGACAAGAAAACCAGAUCGACUCUAUCCCGGCAGUAUAUUUCACUGUGAACACUACCCCUAGGAAGCGAGAUCCGGCAGAUCAACAAGAGACAGCGCACAAGGAGCCCUCCAAACCUACGCCCCAGGUUACCAUUGCAUCAGGUAGGGAGGGCAUAGCAUCGUUAGUAACCAAGACUAUCAUCCUCCACGUUUUUAAAUACUAA
Annulohypoxylon maeteangense is the source of this 1668-nucleotide messenger RNA. Its product is annotated as Pyoverdine/dityrosine biosynthesis protein-domain-containing protein. The coding region runs from base 1 to 1668 and encodes 555 amino acids. The record is from RefSeq and is a predicted model, not a curated record. NCBI's taxonomy places the organism in Eukaryota, Fungi, Ascomycota, Sordariomycetes, Xylariales, Hypoxylaceae. The transcript has 4 exons.